Messenger RNA from Helianthus annuus (common sunflower), 2672 nucleotides. RefSeq lists its product as uncharacterized. Gene Ontology annotation, molecular function: zinc ion binding; nucleic acid binding. The transcript has 3 exons. The coding region runs from base 1317 to 2672 and encodes 451 amino acids. The record is from RefSeq and is a predicted model, not a curated record. Lineage: Eukaryota; Viridiplantae; Streptophyta; Magnoliopsida; Asterales; Asteraceae.
UACAUAUAACAUAUACAUACAUACACAUCAACCUUCUUCCUCCUCUAUCUCGCAUAAAACCGAACCACCACCGUGAACCUACCUAGACCACACAUCGCCAACCAUGUUUCGAGUCCGCCGCAAACCGACUUGAUUGCGCCACCCUAUACCACUGAGGGCUCGACGGGGCUUGAACGAUGCCGUGUCUUCAACCGUCACACACACACACACCAAUACCGCCACUUUGAACCGCCAUACGGACCACCAUAGCGACUUACGUCUUCCGCAUCACAACGCUCGUUGUUUCGAUCUAUGAGGUUGGCAUAAUUAUUGAGGACAACUCGAUUUGGAUUUGUGCUUUGCUUGCUAAGACAAGGUAAUCAGGGAUAAUAUGGGGAAUCAGAAAUGAGAGGUUAAUGGAUGUUCAAGAGUAUCUAAAGACUCUUUAUUUUGUUAAAUCAUGUACUUUUAAAUGAACUUAAGACUUAGGGUAUGUUGAGACGUGUAUGUUACCUUGAAUCCUAUCUUAUAUUAAGUGGAUGUGUUUUGGUUAUGAUAUUCGUAAUAGUGACGCUCCGACCUGCCCCGGGUUGGGGUGUUACAGUUAUGGUAUCAGAGCCAAGUCUCUUUCCUGUAGAUAACUUAAACCUUAAUAACAAAACACGUGAGGUAAUGGGUAGACGACGGGUUAGGAUUCCUCUUAGCCAUUUUGCGCUUAAUGUAAAAUCUCAAUGCUCAUUCGAAAGUCGUGUUUUCAGAUGGCUCCUAAAAGACGUGUGAACACUCGUCGUAGUGGGACUAAUACCUCAGAAGACACUCCUCUUGAGGCUCUUGUUGCUAACGCCAUCAAUACAGCUAUUGCGGGUUUAGUUCCUAACUUAUUACAGCAGUUACAACAAAUGAAUCAUGGAGGUAAUCAUAACAGACCACCACCACGAGGUAACCACAAUGGACCACCACCAGGAGGUAACCACGACAUGCCACCUCCCGGAAAUAAUGUUAACCCUCCUGUUAGCAUCCAUCAAUGGCUUGCACACUUCCAAAAACAAAAGCCAAAAUCAUUUAGUACUGCUACUACACCAACUGAGGCGGAAAACUGGAUCGCUCAUAUCGAGAAAUUGUUUGAAGUAUUGGGCAUUGAUGAUGUGUUCAAAGUUAGGCUUGCUACUUAUAAAUUGGAGGAAGAUGCUCAUAGGUGGUAGAAGAUUUUGAAAAGUUCUCGUGGAGGAAACAAUUACGCAGCUACACUCUCAUGGGAUGAGUUUCGCUCAUUGUUCUAUCAGCAGUAUUUCACUGAUGCUGAUCGUAGUGAAUAUCUAAGAGAAUAUUCAUCCAUCAUGCAGAGAAAUGAUGAGCCUAUCAUGGAAUUUAAGAACCGUUUCUGUCGCUUGGUUAGUUUUCUAGGCCCUGCCGCUGGCACGAUAGAGCAGCGGACGAACACUUUCAAUUGGGCUAUAUGUGACCGGGAUAGGAAGUUUAUCCUGAAUCUUUGUUUCAAUGACAUUAAUGAGAUUGUUGACGCGGUUAAGAACUUGGAUAAUGAUAUGAAGCAUCGUCAGAAGGCGUUUGAUGAUAACCUCAAACGCCCAAGGGAAAAUAAUCAGGAUCACUCUUCUUUUCGUGCUGGAAACGAUCAGUCCUUGGCACCCCGAGACCGUAAACAUCGUCCUGAUAAGAAUUUCAACAAUCAGUCACGAAAUGGAGGAAAUCGAAAUCAAAAUCAUAGGCCCGCGCAGAACCAGGCACAACAAAAUCAGGCCUCCAUUAGAGCACAACAACCGAAUCGUGAUCCUCCUUGUGCCACUUGCGGGAAACCUCACAAAGGUAUUUGUCGUCGAGCUGAAGGCCUUUGUUUUAAAUGUGGAGAUGCGGGACACAUGAUUAAAGCUUGCCCUCAGCUUGCCCCUAAAGCCAAUACCGGGGGUAAUGCUAGACCUACUGUGGGAGGACGUGUGUUCGCGCUGACAGCUGAUGACGCAGCAAAUGCCCUAGGUACGGUUUCCGGUUAUUUACGCAUUGGUGAACGUGAUAUCUAUGCCUUGUUUGAUACUGGUGUAACACAUUCUGUGGUAUCUCUCUUAUUUGCUAAGCACUUGAUGACUAUGCCUACUACUUUAGAAUACCCUUUAGUGAUAUCUACUCCCUUAAGAAAUUCUACUAUCAUCUCUCAUGUUUAUCGAGAUUGUCCGAUCCAAAUCGCGUCCAUUAUUCGUCCCGCAAAUUUGUAUCCCAUUCAGAUGAAUGACUUCGAUGUUAUUCUUGGCAUGGACUGGCUCUCUUGGCAUAACGUCUCGAUUGAAUGUCAGACUCGCCGCUUUCUUUUUGGAAAUCCUCAGCGUCCUGAAUUCAUUUAUCAAGGGACUCAACCUCGUAAGCCAUUGAAAAUAAUCUCUGCAUUUAAGGCCCAAAAGUUUCUUUCACACGGGUGUGUAGCAUUCCUUGCUUCGAUAAAAGCUACGUCAUCGAAUGAGCCCAACAUCUCUGAUUAUCCAAUUGUCCGUCAGUUUCCGGAUGUAUUUCCUGAAGAGCUUCCUGGACUCCCACCAGAUCGCGAAGUGGAGUUCACUAUUGAUCUGAUUCCUGGUGCCGAGUCGAUUUCUAAAGCAUUGUACCGCAUGGCGCCUCUAGAGCUCAAGGAGCAGUUGCAAGAGUUGUUGGAACUUGGUUUUAUUAGACCAAGUGUCUCGCCUUAG